AUGAAGCAGACCUCUCACAUUCCAAAUCAUUACAUCCGCACCAAGGUUCUCAGCAUCCAGGUAGAACCUGAUGAGCGUCCUCCAACACUUGAUCAGCCAAUGGCCACAUCCGCCGACAUAGGAUUUCCAGCCAUUAUAUCUCUGUUCUCUAAUCACCCCAUCACCAUGCAAGGACUGAGCAUCAAUGUACACCAGGAAUACUGCUCAGCAGAUGCUAUCCUGCAUUUCUUUGAUGCUCUUAUAUCUCUCAGGCCAACUGAUGAUGAUGAGGAUGCAUUGCCAGCUUGGGAGGAUCUGGUAGGGUUAAGAUUGAAGAUGCCAUGGAAAGAAGAAUUUUUUGUCUUGGAUGAGAGCAUUCUUCAGAUUCCACGUGAUGGCUUGGCUGCUUUGCAUGCUCUGGUCUAUUUGACUGCUCUAGAGCUGGGGGACUUGGGCACUUGUAGGAUUGAUGAUGAUGCCUUGCUGAAUUUGGCCCUCAGUUUACCGUAUCUUCAACAUCUCUUCUUGGGCACAAGGCAAUUUUGGGAAGAAGCUCCAAGGGCCACUCUAUGGGGGAUCUCGCACAUCCUGUCCCACUGUCAUAGUUUGCAGAAGCUGGGUCUGCUGUUCUACUGUGGCUUGGGACAACAUAUUCUUGAAUCUGCUGCUAGAAACAACCUCAUCACAACACUACAUGUUGGAUUCUCUCCGCCGCACAGUUCUGUUACUGUGGCAGCAUUUUUUGCUCAUUCUCUGCCUAACCUGAACUCCAUCAUGGUGGAGCCUAGAGAAUCUCAUAGCAAACAUGCUCACAGCCGUACAGAUCUGACUCUUCCUGAUCGUGAUGCCAGAAUUCAGGAAUGGGACAGGAUUUUAGAGUUGACUAGAGAGUUUGUGGAACUUUGA
This is a messenger RNA of Suillus discolor, 885 nucleotides long. RefSeq lists its product as uncharacterized. The transcript has a single exon. The record is from RefSeq and is a predicted model, not a curated record. Lineage: Eukaryota; Fungi; Basidiomycota; Agaricomycetes; Boletales; Suillaceae. The coding region runs from base 1 to 885 and encodes 294 amino acids.